Necator americanus (New World hookworm) is the source of this 717-nucleotide messenger RNA. RefSeq lists its product as uncharacterized. NCBI's taxonomy places the organism in Eukaryota, Metazoa, Nematoda, Chromadorea, Rhabditida, Ancylostomatidae. The transcript is spliced from 7 exons. Gene Ontology annotation, cellular component: GINS complex. Bases 1 to 717 code for a protein of 238 amino acids. Gene Ontology annotation, biological process: DNA-templated DNA replication; double-strand break repair via break-induced replication. The record is from RefSeq and is a predicted model, not a curated record.
AUGCUGUUUUCAUUCUCUAACAUGUCAUUGCCGGAAUCGCUGAUGUCGAUUCAUUCGACUUCUAGCGGUAUUGAUACUGGAUCCGCAUUCGUGGGCGAAGAGGAGAUCACACCUGACGAGGUUCUUCGACAGAUGCGGGUUGCAUGGCAGAAUGAGAUGGCUGCACCAUGUCUUUUGCCUCAUCGUUAUGAUAUCAUAGAAUGUUUGGUGGAUCAAGUAGAGGGAAUGGAAGAGAAUUUGGCAGGACGAACAGACAAGGCAAGCAUCCGAAUUUCUGCACACCGCCUUGAAUUGCACAGGCUAACGUACAUAACUAAUGAUUACAUGCGAAGACGUCUACAAAAAAUUGAGAAGAACCCAAGACGUGCAUUGAGAGAGCACCAGGAAAGAAUAUCUGAAGGUAAACCCGUUCUGUUGUCGGAUCAAGAGAAAAGAUUCGCUGAACGAUAUGCGAAAGCAGAAGCACAACUGAUGGGAAGAACUUGUUUAGGUCGGUUGCAACCAUCGUUUCAAAAAAUUCCUGUACCUGUUACUGAUUUGGAAUGCGAAAGGGUAUAUGCUGAAGUAGUGCAGGAGAACGCCGAAUCAGCUAUUGUUCCUGACUACCAAGACAGAACAGCAGAGGUGGUAGUAGAACUUGAAAAAGGCACCGUACAUUUGUUACCAUAUUUGUCCGUACAACAACAAGUAGAACAGGGUAGUGUUCGGCUUUUAUAG